CACUCAGCAAUCUGUUUAUUACCGUUUCCACACAGAAAAGAAACACAAAACAGUAAAUUUUCGUUUCGUAAUUGGUAUUUCCUUUAAACUUCUGCCAUGGAACAUAAAACUCAACUCCUGAUAUCUGUUGCACCUAACAAAAACCACUUGUAGCAGCAGCUUUAGAUGCAUUAACCAAAAUAGGUUUCAGGCACAGAAAUGCAACCAUUGCAGUUGGUUCUGCUGAGUUUCGGGCUCUGGCUAAGAUGCUGCCUGGCCAUAGACUUUUGCGAGAUUGAGGCAUGCCAGGGCAUGACGCAUUUGGGCUGCAACAACAGCAUGAAAUUCGAUGAAAGCUGCCUGCGGGAUCGCCGCUUGGUCAACAUGGAAAUGUACCGCUCGUAUCUGUUGGCGAUGCACAACAUGUAUCGCCAGAGAGUGGCGAGCGGUGAAAUCAGCGGCCUGCCAAAGGCCCAGCACAUGCCGGAGAUGGUGUGGGACAUCUAUCUGGCCCUGGUGGCCGAAUAUCAUCUGAAGCGCUGCCUGCGUGAGCUGCACGAUCUGUGUGUGGCCACGGAUGAUUUUCCGGAUCCCAUAUUCAACUACGGCGACGACCUACAGCCGCGUCCCACGCAUCUCCUUUCGAAUAUGCGGCAGGUGACCUGUCUCACGGAACGGUGGCUGCACGAGGUCUACCUGAUGAAGGGCAUACACGCGGAAGCGGCGCCCCAUGCGAUACGCAACAUCAUGAACGACCGCGCCGCCUACAUGGGCUGUGCCGCUGGCCAGCACUACGACAAUCGGAAUGUGCGAUUCGUGCUGAUAUGCUACUACGAUCUGGAGCCCCCGCGCCACCAGGGCCUCUACGCGACGGGCGAUUUCAAUGGGAAGCGCUGCCCCAGUGGCAGCAGGAGCAACCGCUACGCCAAUCUCUGCAGCACGUUGCCCAAAAACGACUAAAAAAAAUACUGGCAGCAUAAAUAUUGCAAGCGCUUUGAGCAUAAUUAAAUGUGCCCACCACUUGGGCAAUCAAAAUGGUGGGGCAAAUAGUUUCACACAAAAAACAAAAACAAAAAACAAAAAAAAAAAGGAAAAGGUAAAAAACA
This is a messenger RNA of Drosophila obscura, 1085 nucleotides long. RefSeq names its product venom allergen 3 homolog. Lineage: Eukaryota; Metazoa; Arthropoda; Insecta; Diptera; Drosophilidae. The coding region runs from base 199 to 939 and encodes 246 amino acids. The transcript is spliced from 2 exons. The record is from RefSeq and is a predicted model, not a curated record.